Effrenium voratum is the source of this 689-nucleotide messenger RNA. NCBI's taxonomy places the organism in Eukaryota, Dinophyceae, Suessiales, Symbiodiniaceae. The record is from the annotation of a GenBank genome assembly.
CACAAAACAGCAAUGUACUCAGCGCCACAAGCUAUGGCGUGCAUCCGCUCAGGGCAAGGUCUGGCAACUGCGCAAAUUCCCACUGGGUCGCAGUUCUACGUGCAACAGCCUAGGCAAGGCACAUUCGCAGAGCAGCGAUACGCUGUGCCGGCCGCACCACCUGCCCCCACCUACAUCAUGCCUGCAGCGGGCGUGGCGAUUUACUCCGCCAGUGCUCCUCAGGUAAGAACGAUAUCUGCUGCUGAUGAGGCCGCUCAAGCAGCUGAGAGGAUUCUGCCAACCAUGGACGACCAUGCCUUCGUCACCAACAAAAUCAAGCAGAAAGACAUGGUUUUCUUCAGCAAGACCUGCCCGUUCGUCCAGGACAUGGUUUUCUUCAGCAAGACCUGCCCGUUCGUCCAGGCAAAACAAAUUCUGGAGUCCUUGCGGCCGCCUGUCAUGGACGUCGAGUUGGUCCGGCACGCAAGCGGAGUUGGAUCUCAUGGGACAGCCGCGUCAUGGGCCAACCCAGCAGGUCUUGCGCAUGCGCUACGGCUCCUCCACGGUGCCGCAGGCCUUCGUGAACGGAAGCUUCAUCGGCGGUUGCCAGGAAAUCUCCAACCUGCACCAAAGAGGAGAACUUAUGCCGCUACUCCAAAGACUCGGCUGCAGAUUUCAGUGAAUCUGCUCAGACUGGAAAAGUAAUGCAU